Molecule: messenger RNA, 2151 nt
Organism: Phyllopteryx taeniolatus (common seadragon)
Lineage: Eukaryota; Metazoa; Chordata; Actinopteri; Syngnathiformes; Syngnathidae
Product: mid1-interacting protein 1-B-like
Exons: 1
Coding region: 1199-1591 (130 amino acids)
Biological process (GO): regulation of lipid biosynthetic process
Cellular component (GO): cytosol
Source: RefSeq, a predicted model, not a curated record
UUACGAAAUCUUGCGCAGUAGAAUUUUCCUCUUCGGUUCGCGGACCAUUUUUGCUCAAAUUAAGUCAUAUAUUCCUCAUUUCAUUACUUUUUGAGCUUGUUGAUUUAAGCCCGCUUUCUACACUGUAGGAACAUUUCGUUAGCCUUGUAGCAUCGUUGGCUAAGUUUUAUUUGAACAUUUUCAGAAAACAGGAAGACAUUUUUUUUUUUUAGCAAGGACAUCAGUAUCAUCAAUUGAUAUUCUAACAGUAAUCCAAACGACUUGCAAUGAUGCCGUGAGGCUAGCGAUUUGUAUCAAUGUAUACUACCAGUAACAUCCAUCACAUUCUGGUUACUUUUCCGGUGGGUGGUUUCGGGCGAGCUUUGUUCACCUGUUUUAUGGAAUCUUGCCAAGUCACACUUUCCUGUUCUGUUGGCUGAAAAUGUCUUCAAUGAAUUAUUUUCAUUUUUUUUGGGAAACAGUUUUAUCUGUGUUAGGAUAAUUUCAUUAGUCUAACAGCAAAGUUGCUGGUUUUAUUUGAACGUUUUCUUAAAACGCCAGAGUUUUAGUAAGCACAUCGGUAUAGAUAUUGUAACAGUAAUUAAAAUGACAAUUUAUACUAAUACUGACAACUAAAUACUACUGAUUGAAGACUCCAGAUUGCCCUUCGGUGCGAAUGUGCACGCGAAUGGUUGUUUGUUUCCAUGUGCCCUGCGAUUGGCGGGCGACCAGUUCAGGGUGUACCCCGCCUCUGGAGCCGAAGAUAGCUGGGAUAGGCUCCAGCACGCCCGCGACCCGAGUGAGGACAAAGCGGUACGGAAAAUGGAUGGAUAAUAUGCCAUAUUUGACUACUUGUUUUUUUACAGUGUGGGCAAAUUUAUAGUCAUUCAAAUACCGGGACUGUCUAUAUAACAGUCACUUUUUCAGUGGGUGGUUUUGAGGCUAGUUAUAUACAGUACCAUUGCAUUGACUUGUCAUGUCAGGUUUUCCAUUUUGCAUAGAUUACAUAACAUUCCUUAUUUCAUUACUCCCCACCCCCUUGUUUUUUUAAGCCCAACUUUUGCACUGUACCCAUACAGUAACACUGUUCAAGUCAAACAAGAGAUAAGCCUUAACACCAAGUAGCACCCGGGUCGUUGCCAGACGAGUGGCACGAUGUGCUUACGUAACCGUAGCGCUUGUAUAAAUCCGGACGAGUCCAGGAAACGCAGUCUCUUCGAUGAGCGAAAUCAUGCAGUCGGCGGAAUUAAAUCGCAACAGCCUGCUGCCGGCCUUGAGGAGCUACAGCUCGGCGGUGAGGAACAUGGAGCAGACGGUCCUCCUGCCCAGCCUGCUGCGAGACGUCCCCGCCGAGGAGGACCGAGAGGCGCCUUCCCAGGAUUUGUACGGCGACUACCUGAUGCUCAAGUCGGUGAGGAACGCAGUGGAGAGCGGACUGGCGCAACCCGAGGACAAGAGUAAGUCCAAGGUCCGCGUGAGCGAGGUGCUGCUGGAGCCGGAGAGCCUCCUGCGCUUCCACCUGACCGGACUCUUCGCCGUCGUCAGCCAGCUCACGCGCAGGAGCCACAGGCUGACGCAGAAGUACCUGGACAUUGUCGGCAUCUCCAAUUAAAUGGGGACUUAUUUGAAUAGGUGAAAUCCAGAAGUUAAUUUGUUCUUUUUUUUAACAGAAUACGGUAGAAUGAACACAACUACAGCAACAAACCCUAUGAUUAUCAGAACUCAAGCUAAGAAAACCAUCACAUUGGACUGUGUUGAUGCAAACUUUGACCAUUUUCUUGCAUUUGGACAGAGGGGAAACAGUUCGGUUCGGUCAAUGACCCCAAAAGGGGGUCAAUAGAAGGUAGAAUUAACUGAUAUAGAAGUGGUCAUUCUGACCCGUUUACACCAGUGAGCUCCUUUUCAAGUACCAUCUCCCCCUAUAUUGUUUUGAUUGUCCUUAUACUUCCGGGAAUUGUUUGUGUCCGUCCGGGUGAUGAGUAAAGGAACGGGUCACUCUGCUCAAACUGCCUGCUCGUCAUUCUUUCAUCCACAACAGGGAAAGUGGUCGACGGUCCCAAGCACUGUCUGCAUUUCCACAGGUUCCCGCUGAAACAUGCACCUGUUCUUUGGGAAAUCUCCAUACAGUUAAGAGUAAAAAAUUUGGACAAGCGAAUAAAACAUUGAACAUGA